This is a messenger RNA of Poecile atricapillus (Black-capped chickadee), 840 nucleotides long. Its product is annotated as basic proline-rich protein-like. NCBI's taxonomy places the organism in Eukaryota, Metazoa, Chordata, Aves, Passeriformes, Paridae. The record is from RefSeq and is a predicted model, not a curated record. Bases 1 to 840 code for a protein of 279 amino acids. The transcript has a single exon.
AUGCCACAGCCGCAGGAGGCGACGGGGGAGGGCCCGCUCCAGCUGCAGGCUCGGGCGAUGCCCGGGAACCCGAGGCGGGGGGGGCUGGAGGCAGUUCAGCACAGCCCGCCUCCAGCGCCGGGAAGGACCGAGGCGCCGGUACAGGCACAGCCUGCGAAGCCGUGGCACCGUCCUGCUCAGCUGCCAGGGAGCAGGCAUGGGAAUCCGGCAGCAUGGGACCGGCAGAACCUGGCCCGGCGUCGGCACCACUCGCAGAACCCGCCCCCAUGCCCCACGAAUCCGGCGCGGGGGGGGCAGCGCUCGGAAUCGCCCCUAACAGCGUUUCUUCAGGGGCGAAAGGUCCAAGAAGCGGUGCCGGCCGCUCCUCCGCUGGAAAGGCGUGCGCGGCCACCGGCGCGGAGCCUGGCCCUGGCCCGUCCCCCACCGCGGGGCAGGGCACGGCCCAGCCGCAGCAGGGACACGGGACAGACCCCGAGACACCCCCCAGGGCCGGCGCGGCCCCCCGUUCAGGCAGCCCCUCAUCGGUCUGUGCCGGGAGGGCACGUGGAGGCGGCGACCCCCCCCCUGGGCUUCCACCGCCGGGGCGCCGGCCGAGGAGGGGUUACACUCCCGGGGUCCGCGGCACCCCGGACAGCCUGCCGGCAGGGAUCCAACCCCGCCCCGGGCUUACACCGCCGGGGCGCGGGACGAGGCGGGGUCACGCCCACCGGUCCCGCGGCGGCCCCGUUCAACCCGCCAGGGGCCCCAGCAAUCCCGGGGGAGCCGACCUCGGGACCUGACCUCAGAACACCGCCGCACCUUCGCCAGAUCCCCAGCAGCCGGAGCACCCGGGGCUCAUAA